Bacillus rossius redtenbacheri is the source of this 13204-nucleotide messenger RNA. It is a transcript of the gene Gpat4, whose product is annotated as glycerol-3-phosphate acyltransferase 3. Gene Ontology annotation, cellular component: endoplasmic reticulum. NCBI's taxonomy places the organism in Eukaryota, Metazoa, Arthropoda, Insecta, Phasmatodea, Bacillidae. The record is from RefSeq and is a predicted model, not a curated record. Gene Ontology annotation, molecular function: glycerol-3-phosphate O-acyltransferase activity. The coding region runs from base 145 to 1857 and encodes 570 amino acids. The transcript has 10 exons. Gene Ontology annotation, biological process: triglyceride biosynthetic process.
GCGGACUAUGCAGUAUACUCUGUGCACAGAACUCUGUGUUGUCAACUGGCAUUCGUCGAUAUAAAUGUCUAUAAAAUCUUGACUCUUCUUGUGUUCACUCGCGUGUGAUUCUGAAUGUAGUGUAGUGCGGGACGGCCGAUAGUUAUGGCUCUGAUUUGGACGUUAUUAUCUUUAGGUUUCUCGUUACUCUUGACACCAUUUUUACUUUUUGUUGCUGCUAUAGUAAUUUUGGCUUCAAUAGGCAAAUCUUUAGGCGUCAGGCGGUUGUACGUGAAUAUACUUUUGAAGAUAUUUGAGUAUGGCCGGCAGCACAUCGAGAUAGCGAAGAACAACCUGCGUCGCGACAGCUGCGACAACUCCGAGGAUGAAGCAGCGUGCAAGCCCGUGCCCGACUCCAACAGCAACGACGUGAAGCGGCUGGGCAACGGGCAGCUGAACGGGGUGCUGGCCAACAGCGUGAUCAGUCGGGAGGACAUGAUACUGGUGCCGGACCCCGUCCUCAACUACCCCAGCCACACCGGUGCGGAGGGUCGCAGGGACGCCGCCAGCCAGUCGCUUCCGAGAAGGUUAUCGUUUGAAACACUGAAGAGAGAGUUUGAAUUGGCAGAUUGUUUGGAGUAUGUAAAAACUGGAGUUGAAGCCAUUAUUGAAGACCAGGUGACCUUGAGGUUUGAAGCAGAAGAGUUAAAGUCGUGGAACCUUCUUACACGCACAAAUCUUGGUUACGAGUUCAUCUCAUGGAGGGUUACGGUCAUUUGGAUGAUCGGUUUCUUGGUGCGAUACUUCUUCCUGCUACCUUUGAGAGUGUUGAUAUGUUUUAUAGGGAUCGGCUGGCUGGCCAUCUCCACAGCCGUGGUCGGUCUGUUGCCCGACUGGCUGGGGCGCAUGAAGCGUUGGCUCAACUGCCGAGCGUACGUCUCCUCGUUCCGCGUUCUAGCUCGCAGCGUGACCGCGGAGAUCACCGUUCACAAUAAGGAGAACAAACCGAACAGGGGUGGGGUGUGUGUUGCCAACCACACCACUCCCAUUGACGUGAUGGUACUGUCCACUGAGAACUGUUUCGCCCUGGUGAUGUGGCUAACUGUGUGCACAGGAAUCGUGGGCUACGUCCCUGAUGGUGUGUUCAAGCGCUGGCUCAACCGCCUCGUGUCCAUCAUGUGUUUUGGGGUGUUGUCCAGUGCCCUAUCAGCUGUCAUAACCUACCACAAUCCCGAGAACCGCCCCAAGUGCGGAAUCUGUGUGGCAAACCAUACCUCACCCAUUGAUGUUCUUGUGUUAGCCUGUGAUAAUUGCUAUGCGCUGAUUGGUCAACGCCACGGUGGUUUCCUGGGCAUUCUCCAGCGAGCACUAGCGAGAGCCUCGCCCCACAUUUGGUUUGAGCGCUCCGAAGUGAAAGACAGAGAAGCAGUUGCAAAAAGGUUGCGAGAACACGUUUCUGAUCCCAAUAACCCUCCCAUCUUGAUCUUUCCUGAGGGAACAUGCAUUAACAACACAUCGGUGAUGCAGUUCAAGAAAGGUAGUUUUGAGGUGGGCAGCGUCAUCUACCCAGUGGCCAUCAAGUACGACCCGAGGUUUGGAGAUGCGUUUUGGAACAGCAGUCGAUUUUCGAUGCUGCAGUACUUGUACAUGAUGAUGACUAGCUGGGCCAUAGUGUGCGACGUGUGGUACCUCCCACCCAUGUACCAGAAGGAAGGAGAGACGGCUAUUGACUUUGCCAACCGCGUCAAGAGUGUCAUAGCACGGCAAGGCGGACUGGUCGACCUCAUGUGGGACGGGCAGUUGAAGAGGAUGAAGCCAAAGAAGGAGUGGAAGGAGAAGCAGCAAGAAGAGUUCAGCAAGAGGCUCAAAGUGGACUAAAGAGAAAAUCCAACAAUCUGUUAUGUGGAAGGAAACUGGCGAACUUCGAGAGAAGAUUGUGCGAUUCUGCUCACAUUUUGUUAUUUAUUUUGGUGCGCAAAUUAAUUUUUAUUUUUGUUAACAGAAUAUUUGAACCCAGUAAGUUAGAGUACUAUUUUGAGAUGUGAAUUUUUUUGUUUUGAGUAAUGUGAGUACAUGCAUGUACAGUGAAUGGGUAUUUUAAUGACUAUAUGCAGUGAGAAGGUUAAACAGAAGUUUAUCUUUAUCAAUCAAAAAAUCCUUAAGAAUUUGCCCGAAAGAUUAUUUAAAAUGAUAUUUUUGUGAUCAGAACCAGCUGAGGGGGUAAUUAUUUGAUGAAGUCAUCAUUAUGCACUUAAUUUAUUUUGUUAAUUUUUUACAAAUGUUUUUGUAUAUAAGUAUACCUACAAGUUUGAAUGCUAAGGACAGGGUUUGGCAUUGUGUUUGGGUUGAAAGUAAGUUUUCAUAUAUUUAUAUUUUUUGUGUAAUGAGGUAUUUGUUGCUAUAUAGUGACAAAAUAUUAAUUCAGUGCAUUAAUCUUCACUUUCAUGAGAGUAUUAGCAAUGAGUAAAUUUGGAAAAUUUUAGCUGCCUUUGCAAUAUAAUUUAAUAAAACUUUGAAGUAUGGUAAAUAAGUUAUAAAAUGUGUAUUUACUUUAUGUAUUACAGUUUUGUAAUUCUUUAAAAGUACAAAGUUGUUAACCUUUUUGGUGAAAUUUAUUGUGUGUCUUUUACAAGUUUGUACUUCUUUGGAAUUCAGACAAUCUCUCUUGUGAUCGAAGACAUCAAGAGUGGCUUAAAAGUAGAUACUCGGUGAUGGGUCUGUUGUAGGAUUAAGAAAAUAUUUUGGGAUUAGCUCUUGCAAAACUUUGUAUCCUGAAAGUUCCUAUUUAUGUAAUAGUAAAAGUUUUUUGUAAACUUUGUAUUUUAUGUUAUAUUUAUGCUAUUUUUUUAAAUAAUUUUUCUCUUAUUUCUGUUGUGUUUGAUUAGACCUGUGCCAAUAUUGAUUUUUUUUUGGUUGAAUUGUAUUAAAAUACAAAUUCAAAAAUGUUCUAAUCUAUGGAUAUUUUAACUAAAAAAAAAGGGCCGAAACAAUUGUGUUAAUUGAAAUAUAACUUGAUGUUUUACUGCUCAAAUACCAAAUUUCAUUUAUAUUCCAAGCUAAAAAAACUAAUUGAAGUCUUGGUAGUUGAUUCACAAAAGGUAUCACUAGUUUGAACAUGAACAUUAAAAUGCAAUAUACAUAGUGUUUUUUCACAAGUCUUAGUAUGCAAAUGCAUGCACUUGUGUGUGUAACUGCAUGCUGUUUAACAUCUAUAUAAUAUAGGAAAUAUCCACCAUUUUGUGUCAUUUAUGUAACAUUAAGUAUUUGAAAAAAAUUUAUUAAUUAUAAACUUUUAGAAUGAAAAAAAAAUUGUAUCAGAAGUAUUUCAUACAUUUCAUAGUUUAAUGUAUUGAAUUUUUUUUAUGAAAAAUAGUUUUUUUAAUAUGUAAUAUUCUUAGAUGGCUUUAUUUGCAUGUAAACAUUUGAUUGCCUGUUGUACUAAUACUUUACUACAUCCCUAAAAUUGUGUUGACAUGAGACAGGCACAAAUUUCCUUUUUAGAAAAUUAAAUAUUUAAAUCAGUCUUAACAAUAACUACAACAACAACAAAAGACUUUGCAUAGUGUUUACUGGUCCUAUUUGUAUACUGUCACUUGAUUAGGAUCUACAGUAUAUCUCCGUUACUCACUUGCCAUUCCUACAUUUUAACUGUUGAAAGACUAAGUUGUUAACACAGCAUCAUUGUGUUUUUCAUGUUAAUAGUUGAAAUAAUUAAAACAAUUAAACAAAAAGAAACCUUUGUGAUUGAUGAAUAAAAUACUUUUAACAUUAAGCAAAAACCUAUUUUACAGUGAAAUAAACAAACCAAAAUUGUAAUCCAGCAGAAGAAAGUUAUGUUAGACAUUGUUAGUAAACUAAAAAAAAAAGUGAUGAAAUGGAAGAUUCUCUUAAAGCAGUGAUGGGGGGCAGAUUUUGGUUUGUGUUGGCACUGGCUGACAAAUUAAGUAUGCUUCUUGCUGUGUGUGUGUGUGUUAUAUGUGAACCUGAUGUGUGUGGUAAGGCUUGCAUGCAGCCGGACAUGAGUCUCGUUACUACAGAACACUUGUACGUAUUCACACAGACUCGGGAGAGUAGCAUUGCACGCAGCUAUAUUAUUAAGUGGGUGCUUGGUAGUCCAUUUUCUUGCUAUAUGAAUGUGAUUAGUAGGCUGAAAUGUUUGGUUAGUCCAAACAUUGUUACAGAGAAUGGAAAUUAUGUUCUCAACUGGCUUGUGUCAAUAAGGUUUUAUUAUAGUUGCUAUUAUUUUAUUCCUGCUUCAGAGAAUUGAGGGGAAAAAAAAAAAAAUUAGCAAACUUUAUUUUAUUUCUUAAAUCUUUAGUACAAAAUACUUUUGUACUGAAGUGGUUCAAAAGUUCCACUGUAGUAUCUCCAAAAGCUGUCAAACUUUUAAUUUAACCAAUACCUUUGGAGAGAUGCUAUUAAUUUAAAGUACAUAACUUAUCAAACUUAUAGUGGUUCUUUGUAAUUUAGCUCCAUUACAUUUUUUUUUACAUAAUGCAUGCAUCAAAAUUGGUUUUACUACAGUGACAUCCCUAAUACCACUGAGCUACCAUAUCUUAGAUGAGAUUAUGAAUUAAUUCCUAUCACCUCCUCUUAAAAGUGCCUGCCUCAUGGUUACUAGCAGUAUAAAUGUUUCUUUCUUUGUAGCACAAACUCUGAGGACUAUCUUACUGGGUGCCUCCAUUGGCUAGCAGCAGUUUUUACAAAACAUGAUUCUUCAAAAUGUGCAGUUCUAAACUAUGUUUGUGGGUCCUGUAGAUAAGGACUGUUAUUGUAGUAUACUAUAUUAUGUAUAAAAGAAGUUUGGUAUCUUUUUAAUAUUAAUUCUUGGAAUUAGUUUUAUCAUCAUUUCUAAAACAUUUUGAAUAUUGUUAACAAUUUGUGUAUUUGCACAGGUCUAAUGUUCACACUAAUGAUUUCUGCAAUUGCAGUUAAUGUUGCUUAUAUACAUUUUAGUGUUAAAUGUGUUCAUUCAGUGAAGUAAUGGGACAAGUUCAGUAGAAGAUAUUGCACAAAUUAAUUGUUAAAUGGUGUAUCAUCAUUUAACAAAUUAAGAUUGUUAUUUUGUAAGUACUUCUGUCACUGUUAUGUCUGUAAAUGAUUUACAUAUAUCUUGAUUUCAUCACAAAUUUUCAACUUCAAAAGCUUAACACAUCACUUGUAAUUAACAUCAGAGAAAGUUAUUUAGAUGUAAUGAACUAGUCAUAGCAAUAACAUAGUGUAAUGGUGGUUUGCCUGAAAGUAAAUGAAUCCAUCAUUUUUUUAUUCUGUAUUUUUGUGUACUUGUGUAUCUAGCAUUGGUUUUACCUUGCCAAAGAGUGUGUAAGUGAAAAUUAAAAAGGAAAAUAUUUUUGUAAUGAGCAAUUGUUGAGAGUUAUGGUCUUAAACUCCUCAGUGGAAAACAAAAGUACUUGCAUUCAUUUUUGAAUGUGUAUGCUCCAUCUUUGACUGGUUUAUAAGCAUUCCAUAUAUUACAGUUUUCACUGUAGCAGGUGAGCCUCUAUUGUUCUUAUUUGAUAGUUUUUGCAGAAUUGUAUUGUUUGUUAAAAUAAUGCAAACUUUGUAACACAUGUGCAGUUUACCAAAAGCUGUUAUUUGACUAAACUAUCGGUAAUACUAAUUAAAUGUGCCACCUUAAUACUGUGUCCUUUAGCUGUACCUAUUUUGUGACUGCUGGAAGUGUAAAACGUAGAGCCACGUGGGAUCCCAAUUUUUUGUGUUCCAUAAAGGGAGGGGGGGGAUAGUAGGUAUUUGUUUUUCGUGAGAAGUUGAAGGGGAGGGGGGUUACUUUUUUCUGUAUCCCAAUUUUAUUGUAAGACUACACCUCUCCAUGUGCUAAUAUUAUUAACCAAUUCUAUUUUAAAACAAAACACUGCACUAUAACCAUGUGAUCAAAAAUUCACUAAUUUCAUCUGUACAAACACAAACUUAUUACGUUGGCAUUAAAAUAUUCACACAGGCACAAUUUAAAAAAUAAGCAGUUAUUCAGCAUUUUAAACACACAAAAUUUAUCAUUGAUUUAACUAUUAUAAUGAUGGACAAAACAUAAACAAGGAAGUUAAAACAAUGUAUAAAUUGAUAAUCACAAUCACUCUAGCACAAUCUAACAGAAUUUAUGCCACAGAGAAGUUGUAAUUUGAUACAAAAUAAAGGUAAAUGUAAACAAAAGUGCCAAAUUAAAGAGUAAAUUUGCUGUAAAUGUGUUAGUAAUAUUGCUGCACUAGGUACAUGGCAGCCAUUAAUAACCAAAACCGGUGCAUAACUUAGGUUUUAAGUGUAAAUAUAAUGUGGCUGUGUCCAUAUUUCCAGAUUUAGGUUGUUUUUUAAAACUUUGGCUGUGGAAAAUUGAACAUAUAUCACAUUAUUUUGUAGUAAUUUGCAGUUUGUGAAAAUUACUGCCCCUAUCUGUAUUUAGUCACUUGAUUAGGGCCUAAAUAAUAAAAGUGACACAAUAUAUCCAUUGAAAGACAAGAAAUGUUUUUAAUUUUCAAAGACUUUUUAAUCCUGUUUUCUUCUUCUUUUUUGUCAAAAAUUGUUUUGAACCAAAAUACCCUAUCCUGCCCAGCUAUAGCAAAAUACGGAAGAAAGAUAGGUAGUUUAUUUUACAUUGUAAAAUCCAUACAUUGACAUUGUAAUGAUAAACAUACACAUUUGAAUGCCAUGAAAGGGCCACUGGAUCAUAUGACAAAUAAUAUUGUUUUAUGCAUUGUGUUUAGUAAAGUAAAAACUGAGUUUUUUUAAUUUCUGAUUGGUUAGAAUAUUUGAAAAAAUACGUAAGUUUAAGUAAAAUAUUUCAAAGAAAUUAAAUGAUACAUACGGCAGUAUUUAUAAUCUUAACAGUUUAAAAAAAACACAAAAAUAUAUAUAUAAUAUGCACAAUGCCAGCAGCAUGCUGGACAGGAGGGUAGGUAGAUGUGGCAACGUGGCAAAGACAUCACGUCUGGCAAGGAUGGAAGAGCUCUCCCUUUACCCCCCCCCCCCCCCCAUCUAGCUUAUGUUUACUUGACUCACAUUUACAACAGAAAAAAGAGGAAAGAAUGUUCUUCUGUAGUGGGUGGUCUAAGAUUGGAAAAGCUAAUAUAGGAUGCUCAAUAUUCUGAAUUUAGAGUUUUAAUAAUGGUGAUUUUGUGUCACAGACAUAGCAAAGAGUAACAUCCGACAGGUAAAGAUAUGUGCAGCUGCAGCAGAUGUUGCUCUCAUAAUGUAAACACAUAGUGCUAGUGAAGCUUCAAUUUUUUUUUCAUUGUUGCAAUACAAAAUUUGCAGACAGGACAAACAAUAGAUAGGUUUGGUGAUUAUUUAAAAUACAAUAAAUACUCCUGAAGCCAAUAAAUGAGGUUUCAGCAUUAAUCACUAAUAAAUAAUGUAUGUUCAAAUGCAGUAAAUAAUAAGUAUAUGAAAUAUAUAGGGGAGACCGGAUCACGAUGAGUCGCAAAAAUUCUAACUAUCAAAUUUAUGUCUAAAUAUGAAAUUAUUGGUUCACUAUUGUGUACAUAAAUAAAGGUAUAUACAUAUUUCAACACACACUUAUGUUAGUUAGCCUACUUGGAUUAGUAUUUCAUACAAAAAUUUUAAUAUGGUUUUUUAGAAGUGACCCAUAGUGCCCCAAGUAUGGGGCACAAUGGGUCAUUCUUAUGAAACAGAGUUUUGGUCUAAAACAUGAAGUUGAAUUAUUUUUAAAAUAGGUUUAAUUAAAUAAACAUGCUUAAAAUAUUAAAUGAACACAAAAUAUCAAUUACAGUUACAGCAAAAGUAUGAAAACCCGCCAUAAAAAUUACACUUUAUCCAUAGCAAACAAUUUAUAAAUAGCCACUUGUUGUCUGUAAGUAAACUUUUUAGCGCAUGUUGAAUAAAUCAAAUGACACAGCAAAUUUUAAAAACGAUCUUUGGCGAUCAGUUUUGUUAUCACAUGUUUCAGGCCUUGGCAAGACAAACAAGAUAUCCGAGCGUCCCACUAUCGAAAUAUAAUCUUCUUGUGGAAAAAUAAACUUAUCAAGGGUUUUCUUUGAACUUCUCAUAAAUUUCACCUCGUAUUCUUUUCCUUCAUUUGAUUCAUUUGUAAUCGUCAACACCUGUCCAACAUAGUGCAUUUUACUUUUCUUAUCCUGAAACUCCACAAGAACAUAGUCACCUUCAUUUGGCUCUGUAUUGCGUGAAAGAAAUGAUUUAUGAGUUUGCUGAGCUUGGAUUUGGGAUUCCAUACAGUUAUCACAAUCACUGUCUGGUGGGCUAAUAACCUUGUCUUCACCUUCGGAUUCUGAAUAAUCUUUCUCAUUAACAAAAAGGUGACUUUUUACUACUGCUGAUUUUAUUUUCUUUGUUUUUUUAUCGUUUUCUUCUUUUUUUCUUUUCCCCAACAGAAUUUCUCUCUGUGGUGUAGCAGUCAAAAUCUUGCUGCUUCCCAACUGUCUGCGUUUCCUAGUGCCUGUUCGAUGUUCUGCUUUUGGGUAUCCUCAAAAUUCUGUAGGACUUUUGAAAUGCCGUGGAGCACUAUUACCUAUUUCUUCAUCAUUCACAAAACUUGGCACAAUGCAUGAUGUAUCAUUACUCGCCACAUAUUGCACAGCUUGUGGGCAAGCUUGUGAUGGACCCGGAAUGUCUGUUUCCUUUGAUGUCAAAUUUGAUGACUGGGACCGUUCCGAAACUGAGCUAGGGAGGAAGUCAUCAUCACUAAAAACAUGUGGAUCAUGAGGGAAAAUUCCAGUCUUUUUAAAAGCGCUGAUGAUGUUAUUUGGCGUCAUAGCACGUGGGAGGGAUGUGCCAACAAAUCCAUCUACAUCGUAAAUUGAUACUGUUUUUCCUGGGUGAGUCAACAUCCAAGAGUCAAUAGAAGAACUGUAAAACUUCUGAAAGGGACCAUACUAACCAACAUCCAGGGGCUGCAUCCGGUGCGAUGAAUGUGGAGGAAGUGUCAAAAUGUGAACACCAUUUGCUUUUGCUAAUUCGAAGACUUCUAAAUUAAUGUGGCUCUCAUGGUUAUCGUAUAUCAGCAGACUAGUAUUAUCUUUCGUGCUGUAGGAAUAUUUUAUGAAAUGUUUAAUUGAUCUUACAAAGAGUUCCCCAGGCAUCCAUCCUGAUGGGUUGGCUAGCCCCAGUGUGUUUGGUGGUGCCCCAAUCAGCAUAUGAUCACGAAAAUGCACUCGAGGAAAUAUUAAAAUGGGCGGCAGAUAAUUGCCAUCUGCACGGACAAUACAUGUUGUAACCAAAAUGCCUUUUUCCAAACUUUUGACUUUACACACAGCUUUGCAAACUUUCUCAGCAAUUACUCUUCCACUAUUUUGAACAGUCAUUGUUUUGGUUUCAUCUAAAUUGAAAAUUCGUGAAGGGUUUCCAAGCUGUGGUUCUUUCAACAAUAAUGCCUGGUAAUUGUUAAAAAAAAUGCCUCUACAUUAUGACUAUUGAAAGCAGUAGCGCGAGCAAGACUACAGCUCUCUGGAGACCGAAGUGACAGAUCUUUGUGUCUUUUAUUAAAUCCUGCUAACCAAUCUUCACCUGCCAUUUGUUUUGCAUGCCAUGACUCAGGACAUUUUACACCAUUAACAAUGGCAGUUUCAUACGCCAGUUUGCGACAGUCUUUUGUUGUCAGUCCAUAGAACAUUUUGCAGCACUUUUUUAAAUAUUCAACAAUUAAAAGUUCUUCGUCAUCACUAAAAACUUUUCGAUGGCUGUAGUUUGGUUUAAGUUCAAAUUCUACUGGAGUUCGUGAGUUCAUUAACUUACUCUUGCGUCUUAGAGUCUCUCUUUUGACACCACACUCGUCAGCUGCACUUCAAAUGCUCCUUUCUUCUGCGACUAAAUUAAGUGCUUUUUGAAGAUCAGCUUCGCUGAAUAAGCCCUUUGUAUUCUUAUGUUUGUAUGUUCGAACCAUGAUAUAAAACAAAAAAAUUAAUUAGGCCUAACUGUUUUGUAUUUGAUCCUUUCUAGUAUAGCUAACCUAAACAUUUAGUGGCGACCCAUGGUGCCCCAAAGUAUUUGUAACAAAUAAAAUUGUUGAAACAUAACCUAAAAUAAAUGAAAUGAAAUUACCAGCAAUUUAUGUAGAUGCGAUAAGAUACAUAUACAUUUGUGCUGCUCAGUCAGUAUUUGUAUCUUAUAAUGCAAACAGAUUAAUAAAACAAUAAUAACUGGUUAGCAAAAUAGUUUAUCAUCAUGUAGAUAAUAAACACAAAAAACACACUGAGAAAACAGACUGAUCACAAAUAUAUAGAUACAAUAUGUGGGCCACUAAAUGGAAAAUAUUUUAUGCAAGUUUCGCCAACCUAAACAUUCUGGAUUGCUCUAAACAAUUGCUGACCCAUGGUACCUCAUGACUCAUGGUGCCCCGGUCUCCCCUAAAGAAAACUGCUCUAGGGUUUGUUUCAUUAGCAUGUAAAGUAGCAGCUAUGGCUUAAUGUCUGAUCCAGCUAUCACAAUGGGAAAUUAAAGAAAAGCAUGUCAGUGUUUGAUCUUUUUCACAAACAUUUUGACCAUUGAAUUAUAUAUUUCUUGCAGUAGUCAGUCGCCACUCCACGUAUCUAAUCUUCAAUUCGAAAGAUUCAGCAUGUGCAACAUAUGGUAGAAAACUAAGGAAAAUAUUGGUUCACAUAGUUAAAAGUAAUAGCAAUUGGGGAAUUUGAUAAAGUUAAAAAUAAAUAAAAUUUAAUAUUUACUAUCAAAUAUGAAUAAAAUACCUACAAAGGCUUGUAGAGUUUUAUUUAGUUUUGCCAAGGUUUGAUUGAAAAAACUGUUUUUAGUUUGCCCUGUGGAUAAAAGCAAGUUUAUAUGGUGCAUAGUUAUAAAUUAUAAUUUAUAGUGUGUUCACCCCUGGUUCCUCUCAUACCUGGACAGUUGCCCGGAAGUGGCUUGCUACCCUCUCUCACAUUCACCAGAGAGAUUGUUAUUUUAUUUAAAUACGUGAUAGCCAAUUGGUAAAACAGAAAACAAUACUUUUUAAUAGUAUGUAGAGGUUCUUUUUUAAGUUAUUUUUUAUUUUAUGCCAAUUCGUAUUUGUAAAAAAAGUUUGUCUUGUAAAAAACACAUGAUGAUCACUAACAGUUGCAUAAAGUUUGUUACUCAUUUUUGAGAGAACAGUGGCAGGAUACGUAAACCCCUGGUACUACUUUUGAGAAGUUUCACGAUAUGUACUAUAGUUGACUUUACUUUGUAUUGUAUACUUUAUUAUGAGCUUCUCGUGUCAAAAAUGUAAGAGACUUUGAACCACGAAUGUGUCCUUUUAAUAGCACUUCUUUUUGAUCAAUUUAUUAUCUUCAAUUACUGGAACAUUUGAACAAGAGACUAUUGUUUCACAGACAUUUUCUUGCUCUCAUUUUUUUUUUUAUUAAAUUUGGGUCAGACUGCAGCACACAGUGACAUGGUGACAUGGCAAAAACUGGCUAGGAUCACUGGGAGCGACUUGAAACCACAAAUGAAAUCAUAAUGGCCGGCCUUGGUGCAGUGCUAGUUACAACUACAUCUUGCUAUAUGGUCAGUACUGGAGCCCAGAACAUAAUUAUAUCACUUUCCAAAUGGUUUUACUGUAAAGACACUCUUACCAGCAUUGUUGGUUUUUUUUAUUGUUAAAAAAAAAAUAUGGUGUGAAAUUAACAAAGUUCUAAGUUUUAGUAGUAAAAAAAACAAAAUAUAAUCAGCUUCUGUUGCACGUUCAUUACACAUUUAACUUUAAAAUAUCAAAUUUUAAUGAAUAAAAAUUCUGAUGUUUUCAUCAGUUAAGAGAUGACUUGUUCUUAAUGGUGACAAAAGUUUGGCAGACACAAAAUUCAAGAUCCUUACAGAAGUGGAAAAAGUGUGGUGAAGUAUGAACAAAGUUCAUUUCAAGUAUGUAUAAGGUAUAAAGAUUUUUUUUUAAACUUUUAAUAUUGUAUAACUUCUAGGCAUAUUGAAGAUAAAUAUUUUUAAAUUUUGCAAACACCGGUUUUUACACUGAAAAAAAAAGUUAUUUAUUUCUAACAAUGUGUGUUGAUAUUAUAUCAUGAGAAAGUUGUUACAAAUAAUAAACAUGCAUGUGCUGAAAUUUACUGCAUUAAAAAAAAGUGUGUGAUUGAAUUUGGGGUAAUGUCUCGCCAUUUUCAAGAAAUAGAGAUGGUUACUCCAAGAACACCCACUGCUCAUGGCAACAUCCACCAUGUAAAACCAUAUUGUCCAGUUGGGAGGUGGUGGUCUGAUCGCUCGACCACCGAGGCCCCUUGAAAAAUGUCAGUUUGGGAGUUCGCUAAAAAUUCAGUCUUCACCAGCUAUUAUUUCCACCAAGGUUUGAUUCACUCCUGUAUCAAAAUUCAAGAACCAGAUGUAAAAUUCUGUAAUGACAUAUGCAUAUGCUGUCAUUUGACCUUCAAUGUUUGGUUUGGUUUGGUUUGUUAAAUACAAGAGGAAAACUUGUACCCUGCACAUUUAAAGAGUUGUGCUGCUUGUCAGAAAAACAGGUCACUUAGCUCAGCUUGCUUCAUUAAAAUUUCCUGUGAAAAUAAAGGGAAAAAAAAUUAACAGCAAAUAAUUUAUAUCUUCAGUCUGGUCUUUCGUAAAAAAAAAAUCUUUUCAUUUUAAAAAUAAUACAUGAAUGUAAUUGGUAUCUUUAUUAUUUAUGUAAGAACUAAUGUGUGUGUGUACAUGUUAUUCCUGAAAAUAUUAUUCAACAUUUUAAGCACCACAGGAAAGUGACAAAACAAUAACCCGAUACAAAAUUCGAAGAAAGAGUUGUAAAAUUCAGUUUGUCCAAAUGUGAAGAAAGUGUUUGUCUGCAUCCUUACAGUUGUAAACUAGUAGGAAUUGCCUUGAAACUAAUUUAAUGAUUUGAAAUUAAAAAGAACCAACACAAUAAGUGCAAAAAUAAAGUCAAAAUGAAAGGCAUGCAGUGCUUUCCCAUUGUUUAGUUUUAAUUUUAAAUUUAGCCCAUAGAUAAUAACAUAUUGUAUUUUUGCAGUACUAGAUGCAUAAUUAAAUGUAUUCUUUGUUUUAAACCUGCUUGUUUCAUUACAGUCUCUGUAAAUAACUUAAUAAUCACAGAUAAAUCACUUGACAGAAGGUUUGAGAUUUCAAAUAUCAGUAUCUGUGAAGUACUUGUAUUGUAAAAAUAUUGUUUUGAAUGUACAUACAAUGUUUUUUGUAAAAAAAAAGUGAAUGCUUGCUUGUCAGGUUUACCAAAAGACUGAUGUAAGCAUGGCAAUGAUCUUCGUGCAUGCAUGCAAAUGGUGAAUUUUGAUUUUAAAAAUAUAGCAAUAUUAAUCUAACA